Hyalella azteca is the source of this 2536-nucleotide messenger RNA. RefSeq lists its product as uncharacterized. The transcript is spliced from 5 exons. The coding region runs from base 49 to 825 and encodes 258 amino acids. The record is from RefSeq and is a predicted model, not a curated record. NCBI's taxonomy places the organism in Eukaryota, Metazoa, Arthropoda, Malacostraca, Amphipoda, Hyalellidae.
CUGGCUUGCGAGCUUCGUUUUGACGUGGCAUCUCGCUGCGGCGGGACGAUGGCGGCAGCGGUCACGGAAGCGAAGCCUCGACAGCUGCAGGUGGCCAGGUUGCUCCAGGAGGAAGAAGAGAGCUGGAUUAGCUCCGAGGAGCUGUACACGGACGGCAGCAGUGACGAGGAGUUAGCUAAAGGAAGCAGCGGUCGUUCCAUUCACUCAUCAAUCCCACACCAAUCAUCGACGUCGCCCAGACUCGUCUUGGGGAUGAGAAAUGCACGUCGACCUUUUCCUUCUCCUGGCCCUCCUGCAACUGCGUCGGAACCUGCCGUGCAGGACGCACCUCACUUGACGGAGACCACGCGCCGCCUCUCCAUGCUGGGCCUUCAUCAAGAAGCACCGCGCCACCCCGCCGCCGCCGCCGGGGCUGACCGCUGCUACAAGGAUAGACAAGAUAAAGAGAUGGAGGAGCAAGAAGACAUAAUGUUGUGGCGGCCCAAGCGAGGCUCGUUGAAGCUCCCCCACAUCGACCUCUCCGGCCUGCAGUCAUCAGCUCGCCUGACCUGCGAUGUCGCCAUCGCUGAGGACGGAUGCGGGAAUGAAGCCGAAUCUUGCGCAUGUGAAACGAGUGUCCUGUUGGAACAACCCGCGACGACGGACGAACAGAAUUGUGACUACAAAACCACAUGUGAUUCCCCCGAUGAUAAAGAGGAAACGUGCAACACCGAAACUGGCAAGACGCGCGCUACUGAGCGAGAAGAAACGAAGGAGAGCAUCGCUAAGACUUCCACCACUCCUACUGCUAUUGAAGGCCGAAUGAGCGAUGAUGGAGGAACUUAAGAAUGUGAUCAUUCUUCGGAAAUUUGAUAGGUUUUAACAUUUAUAAAAGCCAAUUAGUUAAUUUUGUAAGUUUUCUUUUCUUUGAGCUAUACAUAUAGAUGGUUGGUUGACUUUCAUCCGCAUUUUAAAUCAAAACUCGAGCUCGGUUUAUACUUUAUACUGAUGCCUUCACAUCGCUUACGAAUCACCAUUUCUUCACUUAUUUAAAUUUAAAUUCCUUUGUUUUUCUGAUGAAAUUCCUCUCCUGAAGAUCUAUUUUUACAGUGCAAAAGUCUGCGCGAUUGCGUUUUGAAUGGCGUUAUGAACGUGCUCAUCAUGCUCGCUGAAUUUAUUUCCUAACAAUAAUCUCACAAAUUUUAAACGCAAGUGACCAGCUUUCUUGAUGGUUCAGUUGGCCGCAUUAUAAUUGAACUUUUGGCGCUUAUCUUUCUGUACCAUUUAUGCUUCAGUUGUUCUAUUUUGCAACUCAUCUAUAUGAGCCUAAAUCUUAUACGAAAAAUUAGAAGCCUCUGUAAUAGACGACUCUUACAUAUCUAUGCAGUAAUUGCUGGAAACUUGUGUAGCCUCUCUGAUAGUAUGUGCGGUGAUCUUACAUUGUUUUGACGAACGCCAAUGUGGAUGGAUGAAGAAUAACAAUGCGCACUUUCCAAGUAUCGACUUUCCGUAUCGGUGCUACGUACUUUCCGUUCGUUACGGGUUCAAAUUCAUCCUUCCUCUAGACAACUCCUUGCCACCGGUGAAGUGCACAGCGCAUUGGCCCAAACAAUCAUUUACUGUAGCAAUCAUCGUUGGGAGUAAUUAGCUCGCUGAAAUGCAUAAUGCUGUCGAAUUUCCCUCUCGAUCAAUGAAUUGUUUGUUUUCACUCCUUGCGUUCAAAUUUAGGGCCAGAAUGUAUAAUGUAAUUUUUGACAUUUCUCUCCUUUUUUGAGUGUUUCUUGAAUUAUGAAUUAUAAGUUGAUGCCUGUUAUUCGCGGUAAUGUUCACUCGUCGUGUGCAAGCGAUCAAUCAAGUAAACAGUAGCCCUAAAUGGUCCAUAACCUCCUCCUAUUAGUGCUCGAGGUCAGAGUAACCUAUCCGGCCAUUUGCCCAUAGUAUCAUUCUUGAUACUGUGGGCCUACCACGAUCCGGAAUCGACAACAGAUUUCAGACAAGGUUACAACCACGACACCAUACAUGUCACGUCUCGCAAUUGCUUGUCCGGCAAGUAAUAGCAUCUCGCUAACUAAUUUCAGUGGCUUGAUAAUAUCGCAUCAAAGUACAUUUUAAAAGUUAUACUUUUGUAGUUACAUAAAUAGCGUCACUAUAUGCCCGGUAGAUAGCUCUAGUAAAGAUGCCGUAUAAAUUCAUGAAUGUGACUCUCUUUCAGUAUUUGAAACUAAGAAGUUCGCAUAUCAAUAUGACAAUCAUAUUCUCUUCACAAACGAUAAUGAUUUGGUGUUCAUGUACGUGAUUGCAUCCCUGAGGCUUGAGUUGAAUUGAAGCUAAUUCUAAAGUUUCUGGCGACUAAUGCAUCACUCAAGAUGAUGCAUGCAGUAUGCUGAGGAUGAUCAGUUAUUCCGUAAAUUGAUGGAGUAGUGCAAUAAGCACUUCACCACAGCAUUCCAAGUCUUUACCUCGGAAUCAUUCUUUAUUUAGACUCGCAAUUGGCUCAUUUGUGACCCUCUUUCCCGUACUCCAUAUUAAUGUGUUUUAAAUAAAUCAUGCUUUUUAA